UGAUUGGUUACUGCCAGCGACUUGCUGGGCUUUAGUAACUGGAAUUUCGGCCAUAAAAGUUCAAUUUCUAAUCAUUUAACCUUUAAGCUUGCUUAAAAUCAUAAUAUUAUUUUUUAACUUAUCGUUCGGAUGUGUGUAUGCCAUAAAAACUUCUAAACAUAUUACAUUCAAUAAUGAGCUGUACUGAGUAAACCUUUUUAAAGCAUGAAUGAUACACAACUACCCUCCUGCGAGAUUUUGGGACAAGCUAUACUAGAAAUAGAAGAACCAAUAAUAUUUCGGCGCAUUUUACAAAAUGAAAACAUUUCUGACAUUUGGAAAUUUCAGCAUUGGAAUUUUGAUGAAUUGGCUGAAAUAUUUGGCGAUACGCCACUGCCAUUUCGGAUAGGUUUUAAUACAUGGACAGAGACCCCACAGUGGGAAACACAAUGUAGUACGGAAACUAUGACUUUACAUCAAUUUCUGGAGAUAAUCCGAUCUAACCCAGAUCCUAGCAAAUGGUACUACUUCGAUUAUAAACACAUGAAAGAAUGGUUAAAGAACAAACCAGAAGUAUUAACUUCCAUUAAUUGGAGUCCAUUUGGUUUUAACAAGCACGGAGACGAGUCUACCCUUUGGAUUGGAAGUAAAGGCGCUCAUACAAAUUGUCAUCAAGAUUCGUAUGGAUGUAAUUUAGUAGCUCAGACUCAUGGAAGGAAACAAUGGUUACUAUUUUCACCUCAAACGGGUAAUACUAUGGAACCUACAAGGGUUCCAUAUGAAGAAUCUACAAUUUACAGUAACGUUAAUUUCUUUUGCCCAUCAAACAGUGAUGUGCAGAGGAUCUCGAGUUCGAUCGAAUCAGCCCAAAUGGUGAUACUUGAACCAGGAGAUGUUUUAUUGGUUCCUAGGAAAUGGUGGCAUUACGUAGAAUCAAUGGAUUUAAGUAUAAGCAUAAAUAUAUGGUUACCUUUAGCAUCGGACUGUGAAGAUAGAUUAAGAGAAGCUCUUGUUAAAUUAAUCAUGACAAAAAUAGGAAAGAAUGUUCCAACUACAUCUACGGAACUAAGAUGUUCUCUUUAUCGUUCCAUAACGUUGGUGGAAGCGUGCAUUAAUGAAUGUAAAGCAAGAGAUGCAUCGAUACGACCUCAUACUAAAAAGUAUAAGAAAUCCAAAUGGACUGCACAAGAAUUAGCAAAAGAAUACCCAAACUGUAUAUUUCUUCUUCAAGGACUAGAUAAAUUAAAACUUGAACAGAUUCUAGAAUCUAAAAAUAAUCGAUUUCCUAAUAUGAGUAGUAAUUGUCUCUCAAUGCAGUCAGAAACUGAUUCAAAUAAUCUUGGUACAAUAAAUUCAAGUUUUCACAAAAUAUCGAAUGCCAUAGUGAAUGCUUUUUGUCAUCCAGAAGUUAUCGCUAAAGUUUCUGAAAUUGUCCUUAAUACAACUGAAGCAGAGAUUGAAAUGAAAUAAUAUAUACAUCUUGUUGAUAAAAUAAAUAUUUUUUAUAUUCAAUAAAAUAAAUACUCUCUAGAAUGUUUUUUCAAUAACAAAAAUUCGCAAUUUAACCAUAAUUGUAUACAAGUUGAACGGUUCACAAGGUUUUAUGCAAAUGGGAAAUUAUAAGCGGGAUCUAAUGUGCCUGAUGUUUUUAUUCUAUUUAAUAAAGUUCAAUAUUGAAUUUACGUUGAAUUCUCUUUAAAUUUAAAAUCUUAAUUGAAAUGUAGAAAUUUACUUCAACUGUGUUAAAGCCAACUAGAUAGUUACAUGGUGCAUUCAAAUGACCAGCAUUUUUGUUUACAUGGUCUAACAUAAGUAAUUAAUGAUGUACAAUUUUUAAUCCGAUCCAAAAAUUUGUAAUAUUUAUCAUUGGUUAAUUUUCAGUAAACAUAAGCAGACAUCGUGGCCCAAUUUUGUUUCAUAGGAAAAUUAACUAA
Molecule: messenger RNA, 1913 nt
Organism: Orussus abietinus
Lineage: Eukaryota; Metazoa; Arthropoda; Insecta; Hymenoptera; Orussidae
Gene: HSPBAP1
Product: HSPB1-associated protein 1
Exons: 4
Coding region: 205-1449 (414 amino acids)
Molecular function (GO): 2-oxoglutarate-dependent dioxygenase activity
Source: RefSeq, a predicted model, not a curated record